Messenger RNA from Drosophila takahashii, 568 nucleotides. Lineage: Eukaryota; Metazoa; Arthropoda; Insecta; Diptera; Drosophilidae. The record is from RefSeq and is a predicted model, not a curated record.
GCUAAUUUUUCUUUUCAUUUCUGAGGGAAAACAGACCGGACCGACGUUUUGGAAAAUGGAGUGUUGGAAAAUGGGCAGUGCAAGUGCACUAAUUCGCCAGCCGCGAAUAUUGUAAAUAUUGAAUCCAAAAUUUAAUGCUUUUAUUCGGUGUUUUUAUUCCGCCAGAGAUUACACUGAGCAACUUUGAGGUGUACUCAUGUGUACGUAGCGUCAUGUACUACUUGCACACGCACGGAAUCCAGUCUUUUUGUGUAGCGGUAUUAUCCGAUAAUUUCGGGUCAAAUAACAGCUUAAAGAGAAUGGAGAUACCGAGACUAGGACGAAUCCGUACUGGAAUUGUACGCGCCAGCGCCAGCACCUAUGUUGGGCAUCCACAACAAUAUCCCCAAUAUUACCCCCAACCUCAUUAUCCACCCCAUUAUCAGCACCAAUAUUAAAAAUAUGGCAGUGCACUUGGCAGAGUGCGAUCCGGCAAAGAAUACAUUUUAUUGUCCUGACUGUCCUAUUACAGCACCAAUUCCGGUGCAGAAGCACAAAUGCCCAAAAUUGUUCAAAAAAAAAAACUUUA